GGGCCCGGGCGCGGGGGUGGCGCUUCGGUUGCUGGGGCAGGGGCGGGCCGGGCAUCGCCAUCGCGGCCGUCAUCAUCCUUAUCACCGUCAUCGCCAUGAGUCAAGAUGAGAGGUAUGCUUUCAUUGCUGAAUGGUAUGACCCAAAUGCUUCACUCUUUCGGCGUUAUGAACUUCUGUAUUAUCCAAACGAUUCAUCAAUUGAAAUGUACGAUGUGAAGAACCGUCGCACGUUCCUGAGGCGCACCAAGUACGAGAGCUUGCACCUCGAGGAUCUCUAUGUGGGCAGCAAAGUCACUGUGUUCUCCCGGCACCUCACCAUAGUGGACUAUGGGAAUCUGUACACGUCUCGCAAGCUUGGGAGCCGCGAAGAGAGAACACUGGCUUUGAUUAAACCUGAUGGAAUGCGUAAGAUGGGACAAUUAUUUGAUAUCAUUAUUAAUGCUGGGUUGACAAUAACUAAGGCCAAAAUGAUGCUGCUUUCAAGAAAAGAAGCAGCUGAUUUCUACGCUGAUUAUCGAGCAAAACCUUUUUAUCAUGAGCUUCUCCAGUUAAUAAUGAGUGGCCCCAUCCUUGCUAUGGAGCUCUUAGGAGAUGAUGCAGUGAGUAAGUGGAGAGCAAUAGUGGGGCCAGCAAACCCUACAACGACUGAGAGUGAUACACUGGACAGCAUCUCAGAGAGCUUUGGACAUUGUGGCCUCAGAGAUGCAGCUCAUGGCCCAGAUUCAGUUGCUUCAGCUGCUAAAGAGCUGGAGUUGUUCUUUCCCUCCAGUGGAGGCCGUGGACCAGUCAGCAGUGCCAAAUUCACAAACUGUACUUGUUGCAUUAUUAAGCCUCAUGCUGUUAAUGAAGGGCUUUCUGGAAAGAUUAUAAAAGCCAUCCUCAAGGAAGGAUUUGAGAUCUCAGCUUUGCAGAUGUUCAACAUGGAGCGUCCAAAUGUGGAAGAAUUUUAUGAGAUUUACAAAGGCGUUGUCCCUGAAUACCUGGAGAUGGUUUCAGAGUUGUGUUCAGGCCCUUGCAUAGCAAUGGAGAUUAGACAAUUCGAUCCUUCAAAAGUGUUCAGAGACUUCUGUGGUCCUUCUGACCCUGUAUUAGCCCGUCACCUCCGACCUGGAACUCUGCGUGCUGUCUUUGGGAAGGACAAGAUUCAGAAUGCUGUUCACUGCACAGACCUGCCUGAAGAUGGACUUUUAGAGGUGCAGUACUUCUUCAAGAUUCUGGACAACUAACAGGCUCCAUCCUCACCCACUGCAACAGACAUGCACACAGAACUGUGUGUUCAUUCAUUUAUUUGUCCAAUGUUUCAACCUGACUGAAAUACAAGAUCAACAAGAGCACUGUACUCCUGGUUAUUAUUACAUGUUAGAACAUAGAGUUUUGCACUUUAGACAACAUUUAACACCAUUCUAUGGGGUACUGCAUUGCUUUUAUAAAGUUUAAAAUAAAGAUUUAUUUUCAAACA
This is a messenger RNA of Serinus canaria (Common canary), 1459 nucleotides long. RefSeq names its product NME/NM23 family member 7 (gene NME7). Gene Ontology annotation, cellular component: centrosome. NCBI's taxonomy places the organism in Eukaryota, Metazoa, Chordata, Aves, Passeriformes, Fringillidae. The transcript has 12 exons. Gene Ontology annotation, biological process: UTP biosynthetic process; GTP biosynthetic process; CTP biosynthetic process. The record is from RefSeq and is a predicted model, not a curated record. The coding region runs from base 96 to 1226 and encodes 376 amino acids. Gene Ontology annotation, molecular function: nucleoside diphosphate kinase activity; ATP binding.